AUGUGGGAAACGGGCGAGAAGGGCAUCUCGGGCACAGGCACGUUUUUGAACGGGCCCCCUUCGCCCAACACCACGCUCGACACACCCAUUGACCUGGGCUACAUUGUUAGCGGCCAGGUCAAGAUGGCGGAUCUGAUGAGCACUACUGAGGGCCCCAUGUGCUACCUCUAUUCACGGACUUCAACCUACCCAGAGAGUCUGCGACGACACCUGUCACCCCCACUCCCGCUUUUCUACAUCACGGACUCUCCGACCAAUAUUAUUGACUUGGAGCUCGCCUACAAACCAAACGGCUACUGCAUCUUUUGGGACUUGUCCAGGCUUCACUACUUCUGCCAUGCAAUCACGGAUCACCGUUAUCUUUCACCUUUGAAAAUUUCCGAGGUGACGUAG
Exserohilum turcica Et28A is the source of this 393-nucleotide messenger RNA. RefSeq lists its product as uncharacterized. Bases 1 to 393 code for a protein of 130 amino acids. The record is from RefSeq and is a predicted model, not a curated record. Lineage: Eukaryota; Fungi; Ascomycota; Dothideomycetes; Pleosporales; Pleosporaceae. The transcript has 2 exons.